Molecule: messenger RNA, 321 nt
Organism: Lolium rigidum
Lineage: Eukaryota; Viridiplantae; Streptophyta; Magnoliopsida; Poales; Poaceae
Product: non-specific lipid-transfer protein 2P-like
Exons: 1
Coding region: 1-321 (106 amino acids)
Biological process (GO): lipid transport
Source: RefSeq, a predicted model, not a curated record
AUGGCUAGGGCGGUGGCGAUGUGCGCGGUGGUGACGGUGGUGGUGGCGGUGAUGAUGGUGACGCUAUCGCCGGCGGCGGCGGCGAGGACGAUGGCGUCCGCGGCGGACCAGGAGUGCGACGUGGGGAAGCUGAUCGACUGCGGGCCGGCGAUCAUCGGCGGGACGCCGCCGUCGGACUCGUGCUGCUCGAACCUCAAGGCGCAGAAAGGGUGCUUCUGCCAGUACGCGAAGGACCCGAACUACUCCGACUACAUCAACAGCCCCAACGCCCGCAAGACUCUUGACUCCUGCGGCAUCACCCUCCCCACCUGUCCGCAGUAG